GGAACUUACUGACUUUUGUUCCCGUGCGCGUGCGUUUGGGAUGGCCCACGCCUCGCCCUCGGUCAGUCUCCAGUUAACGACGAGUGAGCUUCUAUUUCUUUUCGGCGACUCUUUACCCGAGGACCGCGCUGCGAAGUCCCCCUCGCAGCUCGCGGGCCCCCCACACGGAUGGCUCGAACGAAGGCGGACGUGCGGAAGGCCGUGGAGAGCAAUCAGACCAAAGGGAAGCCCACGCGGAAGGGCAAGACUUGUAAGAAAAAAAAGGGCGGCGACAACGAGAAGGAGAGCUCGACCCCGCCGCAGGGCAGAGGUGACCCAGCGCAGUACGAGGGCUCCACCGAGCUGCUGGUGCCGAAGCAGGCCUUCCAGCGCUUGGUGCGGGAGAUCUGCCAGAAGCUCGGGCCCUUUCGGUUUGAGGUGCAGGCGCUGCUGGCGCUGCAGGAGGCCUCGGAGAUGUUCCUGACCGGCCUCUUCGAGGACACGGGCCUCUGCGCCCUCCACAAUCGGAGGGUCACCAUCAAGCCGCGGGACUUGCAGCUGUCGCAGCGCAUCCGCGGUGGUACCGCAGAGGGUUCCAAGUCCUCGGCGCGCACGCCGAGGGCCGCGCGGGACGCCAAGACAGAGCCAGCGCCCGCCGCCAAGGCGGAGCAGGCGCCCGCGGCCAGGCCGGAGGAGGCGCCCGCCGCCGCGGCGGCGCCGGCCCCCUCCGCCACGCCCGCGCCGGACGCCGCGG
Molecule: messenger RNA, 733 nt
Organism: Prorocentrum cordatum
Lineage: Eukaryota; Dinophyceae; Prorocentrales; Prorocentraceae
Source: the annotation of a GenBank genome assembly